AUGCCGGCCGGUGUGUACUACCGACCGCCGCGAUCCGUGACGUCCGGAAGGCCGGGUGCCACAACAGCGUUCCGCCGGUCGCCGUGCCCUGGCCUGAACACUCUGGCCAACCACGGACACCUCCCGCGUGACGGCAAGAACAUCACGCUGAAGAUGGCGCUGGCGGCGGUGCGGGACAAGUUCAACAUCGGCGAGGAUCUGGCCGCCGUCAUCGGCACGCUGACCCCGGCGCGGUUCGAUCUCAACGACCUCUCCAAGCACAACGACCCGAUCGAGCACGACGCGUCACUGGCGCGCUCUGACGCGUACUUCGGCGAGGACCCGGCUUUCGUGACGCCCAGCCUCAUCAACGACGUACUGAGCUACGGCCUCGACGGCAAGGUCGAUGUGAAUGAUGUGGCCAAGAUUCAAGCCAAUCGCGUUGCCUACGGCGCGCAGUACAACCCGGAGUUCGACUUCAGUGCCUCGCCCGCGUUCAUCGCCCAAGCCGAGGGCGCUCUCUUACUUCGAGCAAUGGGUGGAGAGAACGGAAACUGCUCCAAGACUUCGUACGUGUCAACCUUCUUCUUGCUUGAGACGUUCCCGUUGGACUGGAGGAAGUCCCCCACGCCGAUCACGUACCCGGAUGUACUCGCCACGGUCUCGUACAUCAACGCGGCGCAGAUGCAGACUGUAUAA
Phytophthora sojae is the source of this 678-nucleotide messenger RNA. RefSeq names its product chloroperoxidase. The transcript has a single exon. Gene Ontology annotation, molecular function: peroxidase activity. Bases 1 to 678 code for a protein of 225 amino acids. The record is from RefSeq and is a predicted model, not a curated record. Lineage: Eukaryota; Oomycota; Peronosporomycetes; Peronosporales; Peronosporaceae.